AUGGUUUCUUUCACGACAACACUCCUCUCCCUCCUCCCCCUCCUCAUCACCUCCGCCCUUGCCAUCCCCACCCCGGUCGACAAGCGCCAGGCCUCCACCACAUCGUGGUCGUCGUCCGUGUCCGCGACGCUCAUCGGCGCCGCCGGCGCAGAAUACACGCUCGACAUCCCCGUCAACUCCGAGUGGUUCCCGACCGACAGCGGGCUGAGCGUCUCGCACAUCGAGUCCGCCCCCGGUGGCGCUGCCGACUGUGCCUUUUUCGGAUACGAUGGCGCCGUCGUCGUCCUGCCGGCCGCGGGCGGGACCGUCGACGUCGGUACGCCCCAGGGCAUUGCGGGGGGUGUGUGUGGGUCGUACUCGGCGUAG
Messenger RNA from Fonsecaea multimorphosa CBS 102226, 366 nucleotides. RefSeq lists its product as uncharacterized. The record is from RefSeq and is a predicted model, not a curated record. Lineage: Eukaryota; Fungi; Ascomycota; Eurotiomycetes; Chaetothyriales; Herpotrichiellaceae. The coding region runs from base 1 to 366 and encodes 121 amino acids. The transcript has a single exon.